Centropristis striata (black sea bass) is the source of this 3180-nucleotide messenger RNA. It is a transcript of the gene vps11, whose product is annotated as VPS11 core subunit of CORVET and HOPS complexes. The transcript has 16 exons. NCBI's taxonomy places the organism in Eukaryota, Metazoa, Chordata, Actinopteri, Perciformes, Serranidae. Gene Ontology annotation, cellular component: endosome; HOPS complex. The record is from RefSeq and is a predicted model, not a curated record. Gene Ontology annotation, molecular function: protein-macromolecule adaptor activity; protein binding. The coding region runs from base 38 to 2818 and encodes 926 amino acids. Gene Ontology annotation, biological process: endosome organization; vesicle-mediated transport; organelle fusion.
UCCCCGCCUCCAACGCUGGAGCUAUUUGGCUAACAAAAUGGCGGCGUUCUUACAGUGGAGAAAAUUCGUCUUCUUUGAUAAGGAUACGGCGAAGGACCCUGUGGACAAUGGGAGAAACUUUGUCCUCCCCAGCGGACUAUCGGCGUGUGACUCCGGCAGGGGUCACAUUGUCCUGGGAGAUAUGGAUGGCAAGAUCUGGAUUUUGACACGUACCCUGCAGCUGACAUCUUUUCAGGCCUAUAAGUUGCGGGUAACACAUCUUUACCAGCUGAAACAGCACAGCAUCCUUGUAUCAGUGGGGCAGGAUGAACACGGUAUCAACCCUCUAGUAAAGGUCUGGAACCUUGAAAAGAGAGACAAUGGAAAUCCUCUGUGCACGAGGAUUUUCCCUGCAAUUCCUGGCAACAAACCGACUGAAGUGUCUUGCCUCAGCGUACAUGAAAACCUCAACUUCAUGGCUAUUGGCUUCACAGAUGGCAGCGUAGUUUUGACCAAAGGCGACAUCACCAGAGAUCGUCACAGUAAAACUCUGACUCUGCACGAGGGAAGCAGCCCAGUUACAGGCCUCGCUUUCCGCCAAGUGGCAAAGGUGGCACAUCUGUUUGUUGCCACUCUGGAGAAAGUCCAUUGCUACACCCUGUCCAUAAAGGAGUAUCCUAAAGUAGAGCUGGAUACACACGGCUGUGCACUGCGCUGCUCCUCCCUGGCAGAUCCCUCCCAGGACUCCCAGUUCAUUGUGGCUGGUGAUGAGUGUGUGUACCUGUACCAGCCUGAUGGACGAGGGCCCUGUUUUGCCUUUGAUGGAUACAAGCUGUUGGCCCACUGGCACCGUGGCUAUCUGUUUUUACUAAUCAGGGACACAAAGUCAUCGAACAAGACAGAGUUUGGUAGCAGGGAGAAUUCUCCGUCUGACAAACAGGUUCUGACCGUCUAUGACCUGGACAACAAGUUCAUUGCCUACAGUGCCUCCUUUGAUGAUGUCAUUGAUGUGGUGGCAGAGUGGGGCUGCUUCUAUAUCCUGACCAGAGAUGGAAAAAUGUUUGUUCUUCAGGAGAAAGACACGCAAACCAAACUGGAGAUGCUGUUCAAGAAGAACCUGUUUGUGAUGGCCAUAAACCUAGCUAAGAGCCAGCACCUUGACAGUGACGGUCUCUCCGAGAUCUUCAGACAGUAUGGUGAUCACCUUUACCUUAAGGGAGACCAUGAUGGUGCCAUCCAGCAAUACAUCCGCACCAUUAGGAAGCUGGAGCCAUCGUAUGUCAUCAGGAAAUUCUUGGACGCACAAAGGAUCCAUAACCUGACUGCAUACCUUCAGGCCCUCCACAGGCAGUCCCUGGCCAACGCAGACCACACCACGCUGCUGCUCAACUGUUACACCAAGCUGAAGGACAGCUCCAAGCUUGAAGAAUUCAUUAAGAGCAGUGAAAGUGAAGUCCACUUUGAUGUUGAAAUCGCCAUCAAAGUUCUCCGUCAGGCCGGCUAUCACAGCCAUGCAGUUUUCUUGGCAGAGAAACACAUGCACCAUGAAUGGUACCUGAAGAUCCAGCUGGAAGACCUCAAGAACUAUCAGGAAGGGCUGCGCUACAUUGGACGUCUACCGUUCGAACAAGCUGAGAGCAACAUGAAGCGUUACGGCAAAACGCUGAUGCACCAUGUUCCUAAAGGUACCACGCUGCUCCUGAAGGGUUUAUGCACCAAUUACCAGCCCAGCGGAGACACUGCUGAGAAAGACAGCCUGGAUAGGGGACAGGUCAAUAAGGCCAACUCUGAGGAAUUCAUCCCCGUUUUUGCCAACAACCCUCGGGAGCUAAAAGCCUUCCUGGAGCAUAUGAUCGAGGUGGACCCCUGUUCUUCCCAGGGUGUUUAUGACACACUGCUGGAGCUGCGACUACAGGACUGGGCCCAUGAACAGGACCCUGUGAGAAAAAGGGUCCUGCAGGCGGAGGCUGUGUCACUGUUGAGGAGUGAUAAUACUGUGUUUGACAAGGCAUUGGUCCUCUGCCAGAUGCACAACUUCAAAGAAGGCGUCCUCUACCUGUAUGAGAAGGGCAAACUGUACCAGCAGAUUAUGCACUACCACAUGCAGAACGAGCAGUAUGGGAAAGUGGUGGAGGCCUGCAAGGACUAUGGGGAUCAAGAGGGUUGCCUCUGGGAGCAGGCGCUGGGAUACUUUGCCAGAAAAGAAGAGGACUGCAAGGCCUACAUCAGUGAGGUCCUCCAUCACAUUGACCAAAACAACCUCAUGCCGCCCUUACUUGUGGUGCAGACUCUGGCACACAACUCGACAGCCACUCUCUCCGUCAUCAAGGAUUACCUCAUCAAUAAACUGCAGAGGGAGAGCCAGCAGAUAGAUGAUGAUGACCGCAAAAUCCGCCAGUACCACGAAGAAACGGCACACCUCCGAUCUGAGAUCCAGGAGCUCAAAACAAGUGCUAAGAUAUUCCAGAAGACCAAGUGUAACAUGUGCAACAGCCCCCUGGAGCUGCCAUCCGUCCAUUUCCUGUGCAGCCACUCCUUCCACCAACACUGCUUCGAAAGCUACGCCGAGAGCGAGGCCGAGUGCCCAACUUGCACACCAGAGAACCGCAAAGUGAUGGAGAUGCUGCGUGCCCAGGACCAGAAACGGGACCUGCACGACCACUUCAACAGACAGCUGCGCAGCUCCAAUGAUGGUUUCUCUGUUGUGGCUGAUUAUUUCGGUCGAGGAGUGUUUAACAAACUGACCCUGGUUACUGAUCUACCUGGCAGCAAAACAGUUGGGAGUCUGGAAGUCAACCUGCAGAGAGACUUUCUCAUCCAAACCAAGAGAAACUUCUAAAACAACCUCAGCUUGUCAUUAUGGUCUGAAGCCUACCUGUGCAGGCACUUUGUGUUCAGUUUGUCAUCAAUGCAGGCUCUCGACAACAUGCUAUGCUGCACGGGAUGCCACUCUACUGCUUUUAGUAACUGUGAUGGACCUAUUUGUUUAAUUGUUUUUCAUAGGUAUUAUUCACUGGGACUGUAUAAAUGUACUUUUGUUUAAAGCAUAUUAUACUGUGUCUAAAAACCUAAAUUACACCUGGGAAACAUUUGCUUUAAUGUGCUUGCUUCUACUAAUUCAAUCCACACAUAACAAUCAAAAAAAUAAUUGUCCGUCUUAAAUGAAAUUAUUUGAUGUAAAUAAACUAAUUAUUAAAUGUA